Molecule: messenger RNA, 1859 nt
Organism: Acanthoscelides obtectus
Lineage: Eukaryota; Metazoa; Arthropoda; Insecta; Coleoptera; Chrysomelidae
Source: the annotation of a GenBank genome assembly
GGGGACACAAAUGUGGAGUGUCGAACGUUGUAAACAACGUUGUACUUGUACACAACAUUGGAAGCAUCGUGUGGGACCGGCAUUACACACACGUGAUAAAUGUCGAAUGUGACAACUGACAUAAUAAUUUUGACAUUUUAUCGGUGGUUGGAUAUCGAGGUAGGAAGUUCACAUUCGGAAAAUUACAUAAUAAAUCCAAAAACUCACAAAUUUUAAUUUUUCAUAGGAAAAAAUGGCCUCAACUCUCACCAAAGUUCCGUUGUUGCGUACCGUCGCUGCCAGGAGCUACUCUCAGGCGCUACCCGUUUGCGGCAACCCAAACUAUGACCUAAAGAGUACAGUAAUAUCAAAUAAACUAGUUGUAGCGGCAGUUGAAAAUGAUUCCAGCAUUGCCAGGGUUUCAAUCAUCUUCAAAGCUGGAAGUCGUAAUGAGACUAGUGACAACCUUGGAGCCACCCAUGUGAUCCGUACUGCGGCUGGUCUAUCUACCAAAAACGCAUCUCAGUUUGCUAUCAUCCGCAAUGUCCAGCAAGUGGGAGCCAGCAUAACUGCUACCACUGAUAGGGAGACAAUUGCAUACACUUUGGAAGGUACCAAAGCAGCUAUUGAACAGGCACUGCCUUUUUUGACCGAAGUGGCCACUAAACAGGUGUUCAAACCUUGGGAGGUUGCUGAGCUCUCCAAUAGGCUGCAGCUGGAUAUUGCUACCAGAAGUCUACAGAUCCGUACGAUCGAUCUUCUCCACAACGCCGCCUUCCGCAGCGGCCUGGGCAACUCCCUAUUUAUCCCCAAGAACAAGAUCGGCAAAAUCUCAUCGGAGACUCUUCAACAUUACGUCGCGUCCACUUUCCUCGCAGGCAGAUGCGCAGUUGUAGGAACGGGAGUCAACCAUGGGGAAUUGACGCAUUACGCGCAGCAGUUGAAGAUCAAUGAUGGAUCUAGCUGCCCUGCUCCUUCACCUUAUAAAGGAGGAGAGUUGAGGUCGAACAAAGGUGGUGAUUUGGCGUUUGUAGCCUUUGCUGGAGAAGGUGCUCCGAUUACAAACACCAAAGAUGCCCUUGCAUGUGCUGUACUCCAAAGGGCACUAGGAGUUGGACCCCAUGUCAAGUGGAGCAACCAUGACAACGGUGUCUUAUCAAAAUCGAUUGGUGCCGGUCAAGAAGGCUACGCUUCUACCGCCAUCAAUGUCAACUACUCAGACACCGGUCUGGUCGGUGUGUUGGUUGCUGCUCCUGCAAAAUCGGCGAAGAGCGUCGUGCAAGCCGCAUAUUCCGUAUUGAAAAAUGGAAAUAUUUCCGAUGCUGAUGUCAACAGAGGCAAGAAUCAGUUGAAGACUCAGUUGCUAGUUGAUGCCGAAUGUGGUGCAACUGCCAUUCACGACAUUGCAACUCAAGCUGUUCUGACAGGCAACCCACAAACUGCCGCUCAAUUGGCUGCAGCUGUAGACUCAGUUACUACUGUUGAUGUCCAAAGUGUAAGUUAAUUUAUUUUACGUCAUUUUAUAGCAGUAUUUAUAGCAAUAAUAAUAUUUAUUUUAAUCCAGAAGACAAUAAUUUGAGUCAAGCAGCAUCAAAAUAUUUAGACAACAACUACAGACACCUGUACACAGUUUUUGUGAACUUAAAAUUUAGUUUCAGGUAUUGUUUGAACGCGUCAGAAAAAUUUGUUUCAUUAAAUUUUGAGCAUUAAAACUGUUUAGAAAGUGCAAAACCUCAAAUAGAAUUUAAAAUACAAAUCAAAAAACGAAAUAUUUCAACUAAUUUUCUCCAAGUUCAAGAAGUCUGAUUAAUUUGAAAAUUUGCACAAGGGUCAAGUGCCAAUGACAACACAAUAAUCUUAGAAGAAAAUUCAAAUCUGAG